AUGCGCCCACCGAAUCUAACCCCCACCCAGCGACAGACUAUCGUGUGCUUUCUUCUAGGUCGGAGCGAUAACGGUGAAAUUUCUGGUGGCGAUAUUUCGGCCGCUGUGGCCAAAUAUGGACGGCAUCGGAGCACCAUCUCACGUCUCUGGGAGCUGCACAAGAAGACGCGAACGGAAGAGAAUCGUCUUGGCAACUUAGCCAGUGGUCUGAUUGGAAAUUGCGGCCGUAAGGCCAUUGAUACUGACGAGCUGCGCCUGCAGAUCCGCAAGAUCCCUUUGAGCCGCCGCAUGACUAUCAAGAGUCUGGCGGCAGCAUUGGGCGUCUCCACUAAAGUCGUUCGGCGACUGCUCAAAGAGGGCGCCUUCAGACGCCACUCCAGCAACGUAAAGCCCGCGCUUACGGAAGAGAACCGCCUUGCUCACCGAGAAGCAUACAAAGCGACACUCAUUGGCGACAUCAUCCCAGCGAUCAAGGCCAAGUGGCCACGGAGCGGCAAGAAGCGCACGAUUUACAUACAACAGGACAACGCCAAACCUCACGUGUCAGUGGAUGAUCCGGACAUCAUGGCUGCAGGUCGCAGUGGGGGCUGGGAUAUUCGAAUGCGCUGCCAACCCCCGAACUCGCCCGAUCUUAAUGUGCUAGAUCUAGGUUACUUCCGCUCAAUCCAGUCGCUGCAGUAUCAGACGGAGUGUCGCGGAGUGGAAGCGCUACUCGACGCCGUAAACAGCGCCUUCAGCGCCAUGAAAGCCGACACUCUGAACAAGAUCUUCAUGACCCUCCAGACGUGUAUGGAAUGCAUCAUCAGGGCAAAUGGCGGCAACAACUACAAGACUCCACACCGAGGCAAGGACGCCCUAAAAAAAGCCGGCCAGCUACCAGUGUCGUUCGCUUGCUCUGCAGAAGUCUAUGAUCAAGGCGUGAAGUUCGUCCGUGCAGCUCUGGAGGCGAAGAAGGAUCAAGAGAAGAAGGCAGCCCUUGAGGCCAGAAGCAAGAAGUAG
This is a messenger RNA of Phytophthora nicotianae INRA-310, 999 nucleotides long. RefSeq lists its product as hypothetical. The transcript has 2 exons. Gene Ontology annotation, molecular function: nucleic acid binding. The coding region runs from base 1 to 999 and encodes 332 amino acids. Lineage: Eukaryota; Oomycota; Peronosporomycetes; Peronosporales; Peronosporaceae. The record is from RefSeq and is a predicted model, not a curated record.